AGUAAACAAAUGCGUUUUGCAGGGUUGAAAGAUUUUUUCCAACAAGGCAUUACAGAAACAGUUUAUAGAAAAGUUAAGUUAAAAGUUACUAAACAGAACGGAGAACGGGAGCAGGCACAAACAAAACUAUUUUAUUUUCGAUAACUGUAUUCGAACAUAACAUUCAUUAUACUUUUGUUAAAUUAUCUUUCAAUAACAAACAAAUUCGUCACAGAAAACAAAAGAAAAGAACAUAAUCUAUUUUCUGGCAAUUAUUUAAGUUUUGUUCGGUAAAAUAAAACUAUUUCUUGAGUUAAAAUAUAAACACAAUAGUGGAAUAUGGUAUACAAAGAAAGUAUUAAUUAAAAGUAUUCCUCGAACGAAGCUAAGCAUUUAAAAUCAUUCCAAUCUGGAAAUCCAUUUAUAAAAGUACAAACAUAGAUACAAAUUAAAAUAUUUCUAACAAUAUGGGUGAAACAAGCGAAUUUUCCACCGAUGUAUCCAAUCGACACAAAAAACGUUCGUCUUUUGUGCUAUACUUAGAGCAUUUCUUUUUCACAUUAAUCACAAAAAUUGCGAGAUUAAUUUUUACUGUAAUCUAUGGAAAAAAAGGUAAAGUAAUGCCAGCAAUAACAGAUCCAUUACUAUUAGAAUCAGCAACUUCAUUGGCAAGCAAAAUUCGAACAAAACAGAUAACCAGUGUAGCUGUUUUGGAGGCUUUUAUAAGGCGAGUGGAAGAAGUAAAUCCAACAUUUAACUGUGUCGUUGACAAACGCUUUAAAGAAGCACUAAAGGAUGCAGCAGAUGCAGAUGCCCUAAUAGCUUCUGGGACAUAUACACCCGAAGAACUUUUGAAAAUAAAACCAUUUUUAGGAGUUCCCAUUUCUACUAAGGAUUGCAUAGCUGUAAAAGAUUUCCUUAACACUGCUGGGCUUUAUGCUCGAAAAGGUGUACGCUCAAAUGAAGAUUCAGAUGCUAUGGGAUUAAUGAGGAAAGCGGGUGCGAUACCUUUCUGUCUAACAAAUGUUUCAGAGAUGUGCAUGUGGUGGGAAAGUUUUAAUACGCUACAUGGACGUACACGCAAUCCAUACGACACCAAUCGAAUUGUUGGAGGUUCAAGUGGGGGUGAAGGUUGUAUUCAAGCUUUAGCUGCAUCUCCGUUCGGUCUAGGCUCCGAUAUUGGAGGUUCUAUACGAAUGCCUUCGUUUUUCACUGGUACAUUUGGGCACAAACCAUCCAAAAAUAUUGUUUCGAAUAAAGGUCAAUUUCCAAUGCCUUUUUCAUUGGAGCAAGAUUCAUUCCUUGGCAUUGGCCCCAUGUGUCGACAUGCUGUCGAUUUAAAACCAGUCUUGAAAAUUAUAUCCGGUCAAAAAUCCUCGCUCCUCAACUUAGAUGAACCGGUUGACUUAAAAAAACUGAAAUAUUACUAUCAAGAAAGCGACGGAGGAAGUAGAUUGGUCUCUCCUGUGGAUGAAGACUUGAAAAACUCACUGCGCAAAGUAAUUGAUUAUUUGCAAACGUCAACUGGAACGACCGCAUCGAAAAUUCAAAACGAAAAAUUUAAACAAUCACCUUCGAUUUGGUUUGCCAAUAUGAAAGACGACUCGGGUCAUGGAUUUGGUCAUCAGUUGGCAAAUUUCAAUGGGGAAAUAAACCCCAUAACAGAACUUUUAAAACUUUGUGUGGGGCUUUCACAACAUACCUUCAUUGGUGUGGUCACAGCUUUAGUAGAUAAUGCCCAGAUACCAUUUGGAUCACCAAAAUACCAUCACCUGGUUAAAAAACGAGAUAAUUUAAGAAAGGAAAUGCAGAAUUUACUUGGAGAUGAUGGAGUUUUUAUCUACCCAACUCAUCCCACCGUAGCACCAUAUCACAAUGAGCCUUUGGUGCGUCCACUCAACUUUUCCUACACUGGAAUAAUAAAUGUUUUAGGUUUUCCUGCUACAGCAGUUCCUUUGGGUUUGGGCAGUGAAGGCGUUCCACUUGGGGUACAAGUGGUUGCAAAUUUUAAUAACGAUCGACUGUGUUUGGCUGUAGCUGAGGAGCUAGAAAAAGCAUUUGGUGGUUGGGUGCGUCCAGGUAUAAAAUGUUAGAUACAUUUUUCAUAGUGAAAUCGUUGUACUGCAAUAGUGGUGGAUUUCAUUACUUAAAUCUAAAACAACACAUCCUAUAUUGUAUAAUUUGGAAGAAAACAACAAGGCUAUAUUAUAAAAACCAUAUUUUUUAUAUGUGAACAUCCUUUGAAUUUAUAUACCAAAAAUGUUCGUGAUUAUUUUCAUAUAAUGUAAAUUUAGUGAAACUUUCUUGUUAUGAAAGAAACAAACAUACAUAAUAUUUACACUUAGUAAUAAAGUGCAAAACAUGAA
This is a messenger RNA of Eupeodes corollae, 2345 nucleotides long. RefSeq names its product fatty-acid amide hydrolase 2. The transcript is spliced from 5 exons. Bases 447 to 2072 code for a protein of 541 amino acids. The record is from RefSeq and is a predicted model, not a curated record. NCBI's taxonomy places the organism in Eukaryota, Metazoa, Arthropoda, Insecta, Diptera, Syrphidae.